AAAUAUUUACACGAGGAUCCGAUGACGUUUCCACCUUUGGCCUGAGUGUCACUUCUUCGAGCUCCGUCUAGUUAUCCAUAUUCAAAGAAAAUGGGCAAAACAUCGAAAGACAAACGCGACAUAUACUACCGAUUGGCAAAAGAAGAGGGUUGGCGAGCAAGAAGUGCAUUCAAAUUGAUUCACAUCGAUCAGGUGUUUCAUAUUUUGGACGGAGUGACUCGAGUGGUUGAUUUGUGUGCGGCACCGGGUAGCUGGAGUCAAGUUUUAUCGAAGAAAUUGUACGAGGGCAGUUCGAGUCCGGAUGAUGUUAAAAUCGUUGCUGUCGAUCUUCAGGCAAUGGCACCAUUACCGGGAGUCAAACAACUGCAAGGCGACAUAACGAAAAUCAGUACGGCCCGCGAGAUUAUCGACUACUUUGAUAACGCAAAAGCUCAACUUGUCAUCUGCGACGGAGCACCAGACGUCACCGGACUCCACGACAUCGACGAAUACAUUCAAUCGCAACUACUUCUGGCUGCACUCAGUAUCACGACACAUGUCCUCGAACUGGGCGGCACAUUUGUAGCGAAAAUAUUUCGCGGAAAGGACACCACGCUGCUGUACUCACAGUUGAAGAUCUUUUUCCGAAAAGUUUCCAUCACAAAACCGGCCAGUUCGCGGAACUCGAGCAUUGAGGCGUUUGUCGUAUGCCAAAAUUACCAUCCACCGGAUGGUUACGUUCCGCAAAUGAUAAAUCCCUUGGCUGAUGUGAAGGUGAUUGUUGGUGAAACAGAGUCGCCGGUCAAUAAACAAAUUAUUCCGUUUGUGGUGUGCGGUGACUUGCGGGGAUAUGAUUCGGAUAUGUCUUACAGUUUGGCGAGCGACCCGUCCAAAGUCUACGAGUUCAAGGAAGUGGUCCAAUCACCGAUCUCGCCAGCGUACAAAGAGAUUUUGGACAAAACGAAGAGUAUCUCGCUGAAGCAUCAAGGUAUUGUAGUGGAUGCGAAUGUGGUACCACACGACGAUCUCAAAUAAAGGAAAACGUUUUGUACGGCAAUUUGCUGUUUUAUUUAGCAAGUCAAUUCUCGAAUAAAUAAAAAAUGAGGAAAAAAAUGAGUUAAACGGAAAAGUUCAUUUAUGCGAC
Bradysia coprophila is the source of this 1123-nucleotide messenger RNA. It is a transcript of the gene Trm7-32, whose product is annotated as tRNA methyltransferase 7-32. The record is from RefSeq and is a predicted model, not a curated record. Gene Ontology annotation, cellular component: cytoplasm. NCBI's taxonomy places the organism in Eukaryota, Metazoa, Arthropoda, Insecta, Diptera, Sciaridae. Gene Ontology annotation, biological process: cytoplasmic translation; tRNA methylation. Gene Ontology annotation, molecular function: tRNA methyltransferase activity.